This is a messenger RNA of Drosophila eugracilis, 792 nucleotides long. RefSeq lists its product as uncharacterized. NCBI's taxonomy places the organism in Eukaryota, Metazoa, Arthropoda, Insecta, Diptera, Drosophilidae. The transcript has 2 exons. The record is from RefSeq and is a predicted model, not a curated record. Bases 269 to 676 code for a protein of 135 amino acids.
CAGCGCUUACUAAUUAGGCAAAGCCGGUGAACAUGAGCACCUGCUGAGAUCGUGACAUCAAAAACUAAGAAAUUUCUGUAUAAUUUUGUUUUCAAGUGACACUGACAAGGCUACGCUCAUAUGAAAUUUAAACACUUAUCAAAUUCUGAUUUUCACAUAGAAGUAAACAAAAUUUUGUUCUCGGCGCCAUCAAGUGCUCGUCCCCUCAUCGUCCCUCCAUUUGGUAACCCAACUCCCAACUCCAAAAUCCAGUAAUCGCAGAAUCGAGAUGUCUGCCAUCCUACUAUACGGAAUCUGCCUGUGCUUGUCCGUUCUGGUGUUGCUCGUGGGCUUCGCUUUUGCGCCUCUUAAACGGCUUAUCAUGCCCAGGAGAGUUCCCGUUCAAAUGGCCUUGGUUCCCGCUGCCUCAAGGGCUGUCCAAAGAGACCCCUACGAUCCUUUGGAGCAAUCGUCGUGGCACAAAUCAAUUCGCGAGCACAUUCGUUACUUGGCUCGCUACGUCCAUGUGCCACCCGAUUUGGAUGAGGUCGGGAUGCCCGCGGAACUUCAUCGCCACAUGCAGGUUUUGGCCAUGCUGCAGGAUCUGUUCCGGGCAGGCCAUUUGCAAAGGCGCACUGUCUCGGCUUCCGUUCCCGAUGUUCCCGAUAUCGAUCCCGACCAGAAUCGUCGUCGAUAAGGUUAGUAAUCCUGGGAAAUAAGAGCUGGCAUUCAGAGGAGGAAAGUGGCCAGCUGCCAUUCAGAGUCCCUUUCGAUUCCACAUCCAUAAAUAAAUACUAUGCUUAAACACCGUCA